UUCUGCUAUUUCUUCUGUUUGGUUGAUGAGAAAAUGAAACCAGAAAGUCUUGUUGCCUCUGCUACCAUCAAUAUAGGCCUAGCCUUAGUGGGUCUCUGGUUAUUCUCCAUCUUAAAGAAGCAACCCUCUAAUGCUCCCAUCUACUACGCUCGUCUCCUCGCCAAACGACAGCCUUUGCCUGUACAUCACUCUUUCUCCUUUUCUCGUUUUCUCCCUUCUCUUUCUUGGAUCCCUCACGUCUUUCGUGUCUCCGACGAUCAAAUCCUCCAAUCCAACGGCCUUGAUGCCCUUGUCGUCAUCAGGCUCUUCAAGUUUGGUAUCAACUUCUUCACAGUUUGCUCUGUGGUUGGGUUAGUAAUACUUCUCCCAGUCAAUUAUUACGACCAGGAUGAGCAGGAUGGACAAUCUACAAGCGACCAUUAUUCACUGGAUCCUUAUGCAAUCUCAAACAUUGGCAGUGGGUCUAACAGGCUAUGGGUGCAUUUUGUAUGCCUGUGGUUUAUAUCUUUCUAUGGACUUUACCUACUGUAUAAGGAAUACAGUGAAAUUUUGGUUAAACGGAUUCAACAAUUUCAGAAACUCAAGCAGCGCCCUGAUCAGUUCACUGUUUUAGUUCGGCAAAUCCCUGUCUGUGAUGAACACAGGAGCCGUGGUUGUUGCGUUGAGCACUUCUUCUCUAAACAUCAUCCAUUCAGUUAUUAUUCUUAUCAAAUGUUAUACGAUGGGAGAGAAAUUGAAAAUCUUCUGAACCAAGCACGUGAUAUUGCAAACAGAAUAGAGAAUAUGAGAGAAAAAUCCAUGACCAAGAAACAUAAAAGGGAACCCUUGCUUUUGGAUGGAUCACGGCAAGAAGCUGCUAAAGUAGCCAUGUAUCAAGAAAAGCUUCAAGAACUUUUCCAUAAAAUUCAUCAGUUACAAGAGGAAAAUAUGCUUCAACAAAAGGAGUUACCUGUUGCUUUAGUAGCAUUCAAGUCCCGUUGGGGGACUGCACUUGCUGCGCAAACUCAGCAGCACCCACAUCCACUACAAUGGAUUGUUGAAAUGGCUCCUGAACCAAGAGAUGUAUCAUGGAGGAAUGUGGCAAUUCCACAUAGUUUUUUACCUCUUCACAAAAUUGGGGUCAUUCUUGCAGCAUCUCUUCUUACAAUUUUCUUUGCUGUCCCAGUCACAGCUGUUCAAGGAAUAGCAAAAUUUGAGAAGCUAAAGAAAUGGUUUCCCCCAGCCAUGGCUGUUCAGUUGAUACCAGGACUGAGGUCUAUCGUGACAGGUUACCUUCCAAGUGCCAUUCUGAAAGGAUUUAUGUAUAUUGUUCCCUUCGCUUUGCUUGCUAUGGCCAAAAUAGGCGGUUCUAUCUCAAAGAGCAAGGAGGAAAUUAAGGCGUGCAAUAUGGUUUUCUAUUUUCUAGUGGGAAAUGUAUUCUUUUUGAGCUUGAUAUCAGGAUCAUUACUUGAUGAAAUUGGAGAAUAUUUUACUCACCUUGGAGAUUUUCCUAGUCAUCUUGCUAGUGUGGUGUCCGCCCAAGCAGAUUUCUUCAUGACAUACAUCUUGACAGAUGGGCUAUCAGGAUUUUCUCUGGAGAUCUUACAGUUGGGGCUUCUUACAUGGGAUGUUAUAAAGUCAUGUACAUAUGGCCGAGGGAAGGAGAAAAAUCCUUAUCUUUAUUCUUUUCCCUACUUUAGGGUUAUUCCCACAGUCUCCCUGUCAAUACUGAUUGGCAUGGUGUAUGCAGUCAUUGCUCCAUUGUUGCUUCCGUUCCUUAUUGGCUACUUCUGCCUUGGCUAUGUCGUUUACAUCAAUCAGAUUCAAGACGUAUAUGAAACUAGUUAUGAGACAUGCGGUCGAUAUUGGCCAUUAAUUCAUCACUAUACCUUUGUUUCAAUCAUUCUCAUGCAAAUUAUUAUGAUUGGUCUCUUUGGACUGAAAUCGAAGCCAGCUGCUUCUAUAGCCACAAUACCGCUCUUAAUAAUCACCAUACUGUUCAAUGAAUACUGCAAGAUUCGUUUCCUUCCUACUUUUCGCCAUUUUCCUUUACAGACUGCUGUUGAAAUGGAUGAAGCUGAUGAAGAGCUGGAAUCCAACUAUAGAAAUGCAUUGAGUGCAUAUUGUCAACCUUGUUUAUUGCGUGGGAACAGCUUUAUCUCAUCUGAGCCAACCCUCAUCCAGCCAUUAAUUUCCUCAGUGUGAUUUUGUUAAGAACUCGUCCUGAAUUCUCUUCUCCAUUACUCUAAAAUUUUUUCUACUUUUUUUCUUUUUUCUUUUUCAAAGCAGGUAUAUUAUAUGGCUUACAUUUUUUUGAAUGUGAAUUAAGAUCAGUUUACAAAAAUCUCACUUGAUAGUAAAUGUUA
Messenger RNA from Carica papaya (papaya), 2345 nucleotides. Its product is annotated as Early-responsive to dehydration stress protein (ERD4). Gene Ontology annotation, molecular function: calcium-activated cation channel activity. The record is from RefSeq and is a predicted model, not a curated record. Gene Ontology annotation, cellular component: plasma membrane. Lineage: Eukaryota; Viridiplantae; Streptophyta; Magnoliopsida; Brassicales; Caricaceae.